AUGGGAAAGGGAAGUGCUAAGGGCAAGAAAGGCGGCGCAGCCAGCUGCCCGGGCAGCCCGAAGUGUGUAUCGGAAGAAGUGCAACCCCGACAUUAUGUAUAUGUCGGCAAAGUCCCAGCGAGCUCAGUCGACCCCACGGGUGCCACGGGAAAGGGCAAGCACGCCAAAGGAUCCAAGGGAGCCAGCAAAGGGGAUGCUGAAAAGGGCAAGGGCAAGUCCCCGGGAAAGGCCACAGACAAAGGAAAGGGGUACAAUGGAGGCAAACCCAGCGGUUCGUCCCCCCCAAGUGGCAAAGGGCACGGGGAUCCCAAUUUCGAGACGCCCACGCCCAAGCGACGCAGCACCGAAUGCUUGGCAUCAGGCGCACCGCCAACCAGGCCAGACCCUAACCGAUCCCCAACCCACGCAGAGAACGAACCGAAGCCAACAAAGGGAGCUUCCCAGAAAGGGGUGGCAGCCCAGGGUGGUAAAGGCAACAAGGGUGGCGAGGAGCAAGCUCAAGCUGCGAAGGGUGUCAAGGGCGCCGCUGUGGAUGGGGGUGCCAAGGAUGCCUUGGAUCCGAAAGGCAAAGGCCAGAAAGGUACCACCAAGGGUGCUGCGCAUCACUCGGAUGGCAACGGCUCGAAUGGUGGCUAUGGUUCCAUGGCGAGCAAGGGCAAGGGCAAGACAAAGGGCCCCGGGGUGGAUCAGAAUGCAGGUACGAAGGGUGCCGCGGAUCCGAGCAUCAAGGGCACCCGCAAGGGUGCUGUGGAUGGGGGUACCAAAGGUGCCGUGGAUGAGGGUGUCAAGGGUGGCUUGGAUCAUAAAGGCAAAGGCAAGAAGGGUACCGCGAAGGGUGCCGACCAGUCGGGUGGCAAAGGCUCGAAGGGCGCCGAUGCUGUGGAUGCGAGCAGAGACACCUCUGUGGAUCACGGGGCCAUGGAUCAGAUGUCUGGCAAGGACAAGAAGGGUGAUCAGGCUGGCAAGGGCGAGAAGGGUGAUCAGUCUGGCAAGGGCAAGACGAAGUGUGAUCAGUCGGGCAAGGGCAAGACGAAGUGUGAUCAGUCUGGCAAGACGAAGUGUGAUCAGGCUGGCAAGGGCAAGACGAAGUGUGAUCAGUCUGGCAAGGGCAAGACGAAGUGCGAUCAGGUGAAGGGCAAGAAGGGUGCCACAGAUCAGGAUGGUCAUCAGAAGGAUGUUGGCAAAAGAGUGGCCGCGGAAUCAGGGGAUGAAUACGAUCGUCGAGUCUGUCGUCGUGUGUCUUUUGGGGCAGGGGCUAUUCAGAUGCAGCCAUUGGCCACCAGAGUGGAUGCCCAGAGAAUUCCAGAUGAGGCCUACGGAAAGGGCUCGUGGCCCAAUGGGUUCGAGUUCCUGAAGGCAUUCCUCCUCGACCGAGAGAACCUCUCUUCGAUCAAGGUGGAGCCCUACUACGAAGAGCUUUCGGAGACGCAAGAGAAAGAAACGUACACGGAAUUGCCUCUCUGUCUCAUCAAAGAGAAGUACGAGCACUUACCAGGAGGCCAGACCGGAAAAAGACAUCCACAAUCCGACUCGGACAACAUGAUGAUGUACAAAGUUUUCGACUCCGUCAAAACUUCGAGUGCCAGUAUCAAUCGAUGUGGCAACCGCACGAGUGCCGCCAUGUCCCCCUCCAACAACAAGGCCGAACGGCACGCGAUAGCCGAAGUGCUGGAGGCAAAG
Symbiodinium necroappetens is the source of this 1680-nucleotide messenger RNA. NCBI's taxonomy places the organism in Eukaryota, Dinophyceae, Suessiales, Symbiodiniaceae. The record is from the annotation of a GenBank genome assembly.